This is a messenger RNA of Silurus meridionalis, 2616 nucleotides long. It is a transcript of the gene gdpd4a, whose product is annotated as glycerophosphodiester phosphodiesterase domain containing 4a. The record is from RefSeq and is a predicted model, not a curated record. Gene Ontology annotation, biological process: lipid metabolic process. Gene Ontology annotation, cellular component: membrane. The transcript is spliced from 16 exons. Bases 263 to 2083 code for a protein of 606 amino acids. Gene Ontology annotation, molecular function: glycerophosphodiester phosphodiesterase activity. Lineage: Eukaryota; Metazoa; Chordata; Actinopteri; Siluriformes; Siluridae.
GCUGCACCGUAACCGCUACUCUCGACAGGCGAGCAGAGGGCAGAGGAAGCACAGUGGCUCGCGCUCGCAGUAGACGCUCGGUAAUCGGUGUGUCGGUCAUUUCCGGUUUUGCUGAGCAUCCGCGACAAACUGCGAUCUGAUGAGGCAAAGUUUGUCUGGUACAUUUUGGACUGAUUCCUCCUCUACUGGCAGUGUAUAUCCCCUUGUCUCUGUGGUGCGUGUGCGACUGAGCGUGUGAGUGACGUGUGCUCCAUGGUGACCCAUGGGCCGCUCUCCCAUCAGCCUGUCCACACUGAAGCUGGGGAGGUUAAAGGUUAUCCGUAGGCAGCUGCUUCAGCGCUACGAGCACCAGCCGUUUGUUUCCUGUCUGGCUGGACUCUAUGGCUGCCAAUGGAGGCGCUAUCAAAGGGCCAAAGCCCAACCGGGAGAGUGCUGCUGUAGCAGGUUGGAGUUUGCUAGUUUUAUUCUACUUAUCGCCACAUUUUUCCUGACCCUGGUGUUCCUGUAUUUCUGGAGUGAGGCUCAGAAUGACUAUGAUGACUUUGAUUGGUUUAACUUUGGGAAUAUAGGCUUCUGGUUUCCCUGGUCAGUGGUGCUGCUGGUGGUGGCUGCAGCACUGUUUACCUACAUCGCUCUUUUGCUGGUUUUAGCGGUGUGUCUUCUCUCUGAGGGACAGAGACUUUUUCUGCACUGGAGCCACAAAAUUGGUAUUCUGGUGACCCUGACAUUCUCUGUCAGUGCCACAGCUGUGCUCUCUGAUCUGUGGAGCAAAGAGUGGCAGACGCUUCUUCUGUCUUUUCAGGUCACUGCACCUUUUCUGCAUGUGGGUGGAGUCUCAUUCAUGGCUCUCCUGUCUUGGCCAAUAGCCUUACACUUCUUUCGAAUGAAUAAGAGAGUGAGGCAGGUGGCUAUUCUGGGCUCAUAUCUGGCUGUGCUAUUUGCCUUGUAUCUGGUUCCUCUGGGCAUGUAUUCCCCCUGCAUUAAAGAAGAGGGCACUCUGGGCCCCGCACCUAUCCUCAUCGGGCACAGAGGCGCUCCAAUGCUUGCACCGGAGAACACACAGAUGUCCUUCCUGAAAGCUGUGGAGGCUGGAGGAGAGGGACUAGAGACUGAUGUCACUAUAAGCUAUGACGGAGUUCCCUUCCUCAUGCACGACAGCACAUUGAGGCGAACAACUGAUGUGCGCAAGGUGUUUCCCAAUCGAACAAACACUCCAGCAGCCAUGUUCACCUGGGCUGAGCUGGAGAUGCUCAGAGCUGGAGCCUGGUUCCUACAGAGGGAUCCAUUUGGCACAGCCUCAUCUUUGGGCCCAGAUGAACGUGCCCAGGUGGAGAACCAGACGGUGCCCACACUGAAAGAGUUUUUGGACUUAGCUGCACAACACCAAAGUUUGGUGAUCUUCGACCUCCGUCAGCCGCCUCCAGGUCACCCAUACCAGGACACAUGGAUCACUCGAACCCUGGAGGUCAUUCAAAACGAAUCCUCUAUCAACUCUAGCCAGGUACUGUGGCUUCCAGCAAAUGGGAGGUAUUUGGUGCAGGAGCUGGACCCAGAGCUGCAACAGACUUCUGGGAGUCAGGCAUCCAUAGAGGAGCUGCAGGAGAACAACAUCGUCCGCCUCAACCUGCACUAUAGCUCUAUGUCCCAGGAGCUGAUCAGUAAAUAUGCCUCUGUGAACAUCAGCACUAACCUGUAUGUGAUCAGUCAGCCGUGGCUGUACUCUCUGGCUUGGUGUGCUGGAGUUCAUUCAGUCACGACCAACGCACCGCAACUCCUCAAGAUCCUCAACAAGCCCAUCUUCCUCAUGACCCCACAAGAGUACAGUCUGAUGUGGAUCCUAACAGACAUUGUUUCUGCCGUCCUCAUCACAGCUGUUUUUAUUUUCCACUGGUGGCGAGAACGAGGAUUGCCAUUCUGGUCAGACAGCAAGCAAGUACACGAGAAUGGACUGUACAGCAAAUUUCGGACUGAUUCACCCGAAGUUCACUGUAUUCGCUGGAACCCUCUCUUCACCGAAGAUUUUCCAAGGAGCGUGUUCUCAGUGGCUCAGGAACUUGCCCCUCCCCUGCAUGCCCCCUUGUAAUGAUGUGACCUUUCACUUCUCUUGUCCUCUGAAUAACCCCACUCUGGUUUUUCUCUCCACCCUCCUUCACUGGGGCAGAAAUGAGUGAUGUCUGGUCCAUCUCCAGUCUCAGUGUACGGGUGGAGGGACGGAACGGGCCCAACACGCCAAACCUGCCCACCAUCACAGAAGAGCCGCAGGGCUGAUAGAGACGAGAGAAAAAACUGUAUCUCUGUUUCGACUCUGAAUUGCCAUUUUUCCAUCCGUUUGUCCAUUUCUGACACCUGUGAGCUGUUUUGCCAGAACAUUUUUGUUCGAGAUUCAGCCCGAACUGCAUUAAAAACCAGCUGCAUAUGAAGAGCCAAGAUCUCCUCACUCAUACACAAAAUGCCAGCAUCCAUGAGAUAUUUAUCAUAUGCUCCUUUUUUUUAUUAUGAAGUUAUGAUCAGUCUGUGCCAUUUCGAACUCUUUUUUGGAAACAUACUUAUAUUUGAGAAGAAAUGGUCUCGGCACUCAUUCAGUCAUCAGCGGAUGAAAAAACAAGAAACACUUAA